CCCGAUGCGGAACAGUAUGUGGUGCAGCACAUGGACUCAUGGUUUGAAAAUAAGGAGAAUAAGGAGAAUAAGGACCUGUUUUACAUACAAAUGGAAUACUGUUUAAUGGAUUUGAAAACAUUUCUCAGCAAAAGGUAUAAGAUAUUCCGUGCCGGACAGGAUUGGCAACCAAUGCCGGAACUGGAGUUUUUUGUAUGCUGUCAACUCUAUUUGAGACUGGUCAAUUGUCUCAAAUAUAUCCACGGCAAUAUCCAUGGCAAUAUCCACGGCAAUGUUUUAGCCGACUUUGAUUUGUCCAUUACUGUUAAUCGUGAGAAUAACAACAGGGAAAAAUAUUGUCACUACGAUAUCAUGAAAUUGAGUUACAGUUUGACCGAAUUGUUUGAUUUCAAUAAUCGCAAUCACGAGACGGGUGUCAGUGAACCAACACUUGUCAAAGAAUUGAGUUAUAAAAAUAUUUGUCAAAUAUAUCGCGGAUUAAGUCAUAUGUUCGCCAGGAAUGAGAAAAAUGAGAUUUUCUGCUGGGGUUACAACACGUGCGGACAGUUAGGCAUUGGAUCCCACGAUAAAUAUACCAUACAUUCCGCGCAAUUGAAUACUUAUUUGAGCGACAAAUCCAUUGUUAACAUCAGUUGUGGUCUGAACCACACAUUAGGACUGACCUCAACGGGCGAAGUGUACGCCUGGGGUGACAACAGCUACGAUCAGAUGGGACGGGAGAGUGGUGUCCGGUUCCACGUGAAGCCAACCAAGAUCAGUUCAUAUGGUUUACGUAAACAUCGCUACGAUUUCGGCAUUUCUGAAGUGGUCGACAGUAAACGCAUUGAACACAUCGCACCCGAAGUGCUCCAUAACCAGUACUACGACGAGAGGUGUGAUGUCUAUAGUCUGGGAAUUAUUGCCACAAAAUUAUUUUCUACUAAUAAUGAUGAGUAA
Molecule: messenger RNA, 936 nt
Organism: Oppiella nova
Lineage: Eukaryota; Metazoa; Arthropoda; Arachnida; Sarcoptiformes; Oppiidae
Source: the annotation of a GenBank genome assembly